Molecule: messenger RNA, 5172 nt
Organism: Closterium sp. Yama58-4
Lineage: Eukaryota; Viridiplantae; Streptophyta; Zygnematophyceae; Desmidiales; Closteriaceae
Source: the annotation of a GenBank genome assembly
AUGGAACUACGUGGCAACACGUGGCAUUUUCCGCACGCGCUGACGGCCAUGCCCGAAGCGGACGGCGCGGAGCGGUACGUGGCGCAACUGCGCAACUUCAUUCCGUUCGGGUCGCGCCUGCGCACGGCGCUGGACAUCGGCGCGGGGGUGGGGGGAUUCGCGGUGGAGCUGCUGCGCCAGGGCAUGAUCACCGUGUCGCUGGGCCCGCGCGACGGGUUCCGCGGGCAGGCGCAGUUUGCGCUUGAGCGCGGGCUGCCCGCGCUGGUGGGCAUUCUGGCGACGACGCGCCUGCCGUUCCCGUCGCUCGCGUUCGACCUCGUGCACUGCUCGCACUGCCAAGUCCCCUUCGGCCUCCCCAACGGCACGCACCUGUUCGAGGUGGACCGCCUGUUGCGCCCAGGGGGCUUUUUCGUGCUGGCGGGGCCGCCCGUGCGCUGGGCGGGCAGGGCGGCGGAGUGGCGCGCGCUGCGCGAUAAGGCGCGCGCGCUGUGCUGGCGGCUCGUGCUGGUGGUGCCGCACGUGGCCAUCUGGCGGAAGAGUAGGGGGGUUGAGGUGGCAGAGGGAAGCGGGGGAAGCGGGGGGGAAAGAAGAUGGUGUCCUGGAGCCAAGGGAUUCAGAGAGGCGGAACAAGAGGGGGACGGAACGGCGGAGAGGGAGGAGGGAGGCAGCGAGAGGGAGGAGGUAGAAGAGUCGCAGGAGGAAGGGGCAGAGGGAGAGGAGAGAGGGGUGGAGAGAGAGGUGGGAGGGGCGGAGAGUGGGGAGGGAGGGGGGAAGAGAGAGGAGGAAGGGGCGGAGGGAGAGGACGGACGGGCGGAGAGAGAGGAGGGAGGGGCGGAGGGAGAUGAGUUAGGGGGUGAUGUAACGGGCGAGAAGGAGGGAGAGGAGAAGCGGGAGGAGGAGGCGGGGGAAGGGGAGGGCGAGAUGGGCGCGGAAGUACUCCCCCUUGCAGCCUUGCGCCAUCCGCCCUCCCCCCUCCACUUGGAGCCUCCCCCCCUGGCCGCAUCGCCUGUGGUUCGCCUCCCCCGCAUCUACGCCGCCCCCCUCAUGCACCCGCCCCCUGAUGCGCCGCGCAACGCUUGGGGCGCGGGCGCUGAGGGGAGGGCGGAAGAGAAGGGGAAGGGGAAGGAGGGGACGAAAGGGAAAGGCACGGGGGAUGGAGGGAAGCGGAGGAGUGGGAAAGGAUGGAAUGAGGAUGAGGAGGAGGGGAUGCAGGCGGGUGAGGAAAAAGGGCCGAAACAGGGGGAGGAAAAGGGGGUGAAGGAGGGGCGGAAUAAGGCCGGGCAGCAGUACAGCAAGCGGCAGGGCACGGCACUGGCAGCGCUGUCGCCUCGGCAGAAGCGCAUGAACAUGGAGAGCAAGCGGUGGGGCAAGCGACUGGCGCACUAUGAUUCCCUUUUCCUGGGCGCCCUGCUGGGCCACGAGGGCCAGCGGAAGCGGUGCAAGGGCGCGGAGGGGGAUGGUGGGGAGGCCAAGGGGGAGGAGAGCGAGGAGAAAGGGAGGAGCAGGGAGGAGAGUGGGCCUGGGAAGGUGCGGAACGUGCUGGACAUGAAUGCAGGGGUGGGGUCGUUUGCGGCGGCGCUACAGGGGAGGGAGGAGGACGGGGAGGAGCGGGUGUGGGUGAUGAAUGUGGUGCCGGUGAGCAGUCGACUCAACACCCUGUCUGCCGUGUUUGACCGCGGGAUGGUGGGCACGCUGCACGACUGGUGUGAGGCGUUCUCGUCGUACCCACGCACGUAUGACCUCGUGCACUGGCAGGGCGUCUCCUCCUCCUUCCACCCGGACCGAUGUGACAUAGAUGACGUGAUUAUAGAGGUGGACCGGCUGCUGAGACCAGGCGGCACAGUAGUUAUAAGAGACCUACCGGAUGUGCUGGAGGGCGUGCAGAGAGCUGCGAGGGCAGCUCACUGGAACGUGACGGCAUACCUGCCAGAGAAGGGCAGCAGCAGAGAGCAACUCCUGGUGGCUCGUAAGCCGUUGUGGAAGGUGGAUGCACGGGGGCUGGGUUCGCAGAUGAUAGCAGGUGGUGAAGCCGUGCCGUUGGUGCGGGCUGGCGUGGGUGCAGUCAGCAUCCAUGGCCGCGGAUCCGCGCUGUCCAGCUGUCCGCUCCUUGAGUCGGCGCGCUAUGAAUCAGUGCCGCGAAGCCCGACGAGUUUCAUUAGCGCCGGAUCACGCCUCCCACGCAGAUUCGCGUGCCCAAGGGAUGUUCUCAGCGUCGAAUCCAAGAUAGAGCCGCGCGCGUCGUGUGACCGCGUGGAAAGCGGAAGAGCUGGUCGGGGAGCAGAUUAUGGUCGCACCGCCGCGGCAGUACCUCGCUGCCGCUCCGGUAAUCGGCGCGCCCUGGCUCCGCGCGCGGGAUUGGGGGAUGGCGUGGGGAGUGGUGCGGCGGAGAGUAGCCGGGGAGGCGGAUUGUACUUGGAGGGCGCGGCACGGUUCUGGCGUGACGCACGUUCCGCCUACUCCGCGGACGCGCUGGGCGCGGAGAUGGCGGCAAUUGCGCUGCCGGCGCUGCUGGCGCUCGCCGCCGAACCCGUGGCGUCGCUCGUCGAUACGUUCUACAUCGGACAGAUGGGAGCGGAGGAGCUGGGGGGGGUGGGGGUGGCGGUGGCGGUGGUGGGCGUGGUAUCCAAGGUGCUCAACGUGCCGCUGCUCAACAUCACCACGUCCUUCGUCGCGCAGGACCAACACCUCCUCGCGCAAUCUCCGCAGCAGCAACCGCACCAGCAGCUACAAGGCUCGCCGUCGGUACCCUCCGCCUCCUCCUCCGCCUCCUCCUCCGCCUCUGCCGCCUCUCCCCAGCCCGCGUGCAAGCCAGUGGUGCCAUCGGUGUCAGCGGCGCUGCUAGUGGCCAUGGUGCUCGGCGCAUUAGAGGCGCUGCUGCUGGCGCUCGCAGCGGCGCCGCUGCUGGCGGUGAUGGGCGUGGGGCCGUUGUCCCCCAUGCACGCGCCCGCACUGCAGUACCUGCAGGUGAGGGCGGUGGGCGCGCCCGCGGUGGUGCUGUUCCUCACGGCGCAGGGCGUCUUCCGCGGCCUCAAGGACACGCGCACGCCCCUCGCUGCCUCCGUGAGUGGCAACGUGGUGAACAUCCUGCUGGACCCGCUGCUCAUCUUCUCCUGCGGGCUGGGCGUGUCAGGCGCUGCAGCAGCCACGGUGGCAGCACAGUACGGCAUGGCGGCCUGGCUGCUGCUGCGACUCAGCAGCACAGUGCAGCUCAUCCCACCCUCGCUCUCCCUGCUCUCCUUCGACCGCUUCUUUAAGUCCGGCGGGCUGCUACUGGGGCGAACGGUGGCGCUGUUGGGAGCGAUGGCGGUGGGGACGAGCAUGGCGGCGAGGCAGGGCGCGGUGCCCAUGGCGGCACACCAGCUCGCCCUGCAGCUCUGCCUCGCCGCCUCCCUGCUCUCUGACUCCGUUGCCCUCGCUGCUCAGACCCUAUUGUCAUCAGCCUUUGCACGGAACGACACGGCCAUGGUGCGAGCCAUCAUGCUGCGAUCACUGCAGAUAGGGCUGGGCAUGGGAGAGGUGAUGGGAGUGGUGCUCUCGCUGUCGGCCCAGCUACUCCCGUCGAUAUUCACUUCGGAUGACCGUGUGCUGCUGCAGGCUGUCUCCCUCAUGCCCUUCGCAGCGGCGAUGCAGCCGAUGGCGAGCAUGGCGUUUGUGUUUGACGGGCUGCACUACGGCGCCACUGACUUCGCCUUCGCUGCCCUCGCCAUGAUGGCGCUGGCUCCAGCAGCAGUGGCGGUGCUGGUGUAUGCACCGAGCGAGUGGGGAGUGGAGGGUGUGUGGAUCGGCCUCUCUCUCCUCAUGGCCGCCCGCAUGUUCGCCGGCUUCCUCAGAGUGGGCACGGGCGGAGGGGCGUGGGCAGUGCUGCAGGCGCCACCACCACGUGUCCACAUGAGUCCCGCAAAGGCACAUGAUGGUCGUCAUGCAUUCACAGCCAAUUCAACCGCUGGUGACAGUAGUGAUGUGCAUCAAGACGGCCACACAGCCACAGCGGAGGCAAUUUUGGCGGGAAGUGCCACCGCGCGAUCACCGGCGGAAGAGGCGGGAGUGGAGUCCGACAUGGCGCGACUCGCGGUGGCGGAUGCGACAGACGGGAAGCCCGCAGGCGCCGGUGCUGACGUGGACGAGUUGGAUGACGUGGAGCAAACAGAGGUGGUGUUGUUCCACCUCAAGGAGUGCUACGUGUACAAGAUUCCCCCGCGCAAGACAGCAGCGUCGUACAGGGCGGACGAGUGGGACAUAAACAGGUGGGCGUGGGAGGGCGCGAUCAGCGUGGUGUCACGCGGCGACCACUGCAGCAUCCGCCUGCUCGACUCCGCCACGGGCGACCUCUUUGCGCACGCGCCCGUGCGCCCCAACCACCCACUGCCCCUCGAGGCCGUCAUCGACAGCAGCCGCUUCUUCGUGCUGCGCAUCGAAGACUCCUCCCCGCCCCCGCCCUCCGCCUCCUCCUCCUCCGCCUCCUCCACCAAGGGUGGGAAGCCCGCAGCAGGAACAGCAGCGGCGGCGGUGGCACCGGUGGUGCGGCAUGCGUUCAUAGGGCUGGGGUUCAGGGAGCGCACGGCGGCGUAUGACUUCCAGGCAGCGGUGUACGACCAUGUCAAGUACGUGCACAAGCAGCAGGAGGCGCGGCGCAUGGGACAGGCGUUUGAGUCACGGCCCGCUGCCGACUACCGCCUCAAGGAGGGGCAGAAGCUGCACCUCGACAUCAAAACGCCGGCACGGGCGAAGCCAAGCACAGCAGGGCUGCCGCUGUCCCCCACCACACCCGGCAACGUGGCAUUCAAGUCGCCCUCCCUCACAGGCGCUGCCCCCGAUGCGUCUGCCCCCAUGCGCCAAGCAUCAGGGGACCAUGCCGCUGCUGACUCCUCCCCACCGCAUGCCACCGCAGCUGGCACCACCGCUGGCGCCUCGCCCCCCAUCCUCCCUCCCCCUCCCCCAGCGCGCCUCUCCUCGCCUCCCUCCGCAUCCCCCUCCUCCCCCCCCUCCACAUCCUUCUCUGCGCGCUCCUUCCCCCCCGCCGCCCCCUCGCCCUCCAUCGCGUGGGCGUUCCAAUCCGACGACCCCCCUGCUCCAGUCACCUCCGCGCCGCAAUCCAUCAUGCCUGCGACUUCUGGAGGCAAUGAGGGUGCUGGCAGCAGCAGCAGCAGCAGCAGCGGGGGAGGACGCAGAUGA